Guillardia theta CCMP2712 is the source of this 300-nucleotide messenger RNA. RefSeq lists its product as hypothetical. The transcript has a single exon. The record is from RefSeq and is a predicted model, not a curated record. NCBI's taxonomy places the organism in Eukaryota, Cryptophyceae, Pyrenomonadales, Geminigeraceae. The annotation marks the transcript as partial.
UUCGCCUGGUCCCACUUCUUCCGCAACAGCAGCAGCGGAACUUUCCUGGAGCUCGGGGCCCUUGAUGGGUCGACCUACUCCAACUCCUUCUACUUCGAGCGUGCCAUGGGAUGGCGGGGGAUCUUGAUCGAGGCCGAUCCUGACAACUUCAGGCAGCUCGUCAAGAACAGGCCGGACCAGGUGCUGGUGCAUGCGGCGAUCUGCAAGGAGGAACGGGAGGUUCACUACAUGACAUCGGGAGGGCCCGCAGUGCGCGGCAUCUACGAGUUCAUGGCCCCCUCCUUUCUUCGGUACUGGCAC